AUGAGCAGGUUGCAAGCCUCUAGUCCCAUGAGUUUCUGGGAGAACUUUCGUUCUCCCGCCUCCUGGCCAAAAACUCCUUCCGGAUAUCCGAACACUGCUGGAACUACAGCGAGCAUUGCUAUUAUUAAAAACGGAAAAAUCUACACUGGCCAUGUGGGCGAUUCUGCGAUUAUCUUGUUCAAACGAUCAUAUCUCAAGGACAAUUCCGAGAACCUUGUUCCUCUUAGGCUAACGGUAGAUCACAAGCCUGAAAGUGAAGUUGAACAGGCUAGGAUCCGUAAGGCAGGGGGAUCGGUGGCUUUAAAACGUGUUGUAUGGACUCGUCCCCUCAAGCAUUAUCUAAAUGCCGUUACGCGCGGUACGCCUACGGAGAGUAUUCCCGUUCUUGCGGUGUCUCGAAGUUUAGGUGAUAUAUGGUCCUUCUGUGAAGAUACCAAAGAAUUUACUGUGUCUCCGGAACCUGAUUUGGCGGUUCGAGAAAUAACUCCCGAAGACGUAUGUCUUGUCCUCGCAUCUGACGGUCUGACAAAUGUUCUUGGACCAAAUGAGACUGCUGCAAUCAUAGAUGAAGAAGAAUGUAUCACUCAGCUAGGUGUUAACAGAUGUGAAGAUUUAGUUUAUCGUGACAAGCACACCAACUUGGCUAGAGUUCUGGUGGCAACUGCAAUACGUAAGUGGAAAAAUCAUAUAGCCGACAACGUCACAGCUAUAACCGUAACUUUCGAUGCGCCAUAUAUCGACUUGCCACCGGAUCACCCUUGCGUGGAAAAAUAUAUUGAGAACAACGUUUCAAUCGACAAAGUAUUUGUCGACGACCCUCAAACUGUGAUUAGGAUCUCUCCAUCCGCUUCACUAAAACUUCGAACAUACCGGACUCCUAUUGUUUACAAAGGCGCUAGAGAUCCGCACUUCUCAGUCGUCGAAUACAGUGGGCCAGGAUUCCUGACACACACUGAAGAACGUUUAUUAGAAGAACGAUAUCGCGUAAAGAAAUCCAACGGAUGUGAUGAUCGAAUCAAGCCGACUAGAUCCGAUACACCUAAGCUGAUCGAGAGUGAUGAGGAAACAGUAGUCAUCAGCGCUGAGAUAAAAACAACUCCCAAAGCUGUUGAUAUAGAGGAAGGUAGGAACGAAAAUGAAGAGAUGCAACCAGCUCCGAUGUCGCAAGGAACCAAUAAGGACUGUUCAAGCCCAUCUCACACUCUCGGUGUUGCGGUUCGACGUGCAUCAACGACACGUACCAGAAGAGGACCGUGUCGAUCAAUUUGUGUUAACGUGGAGGAUAAGGUAAUUACUCCGUCGGGAUCGGUCGACAUAAAGAUACGUUCCCCGACUCCGCGGAGUGUUACGAAAAAAAGAGUUAUUCCGGUACCACAAAUCCGAAAAGAAAACGAUCCACCACUUACACCUACCCCAUUGACCGGCACUCGAAAGAGAUCACAUCGUGUGCAUACUUUGGAUUCUGAAAGUAGUACACCUAUCGUUCUUCCUCUUAAUCUGGAUAGAGCCCGAUGGAACUCAUCAGAUUUAAAUGAUACAGGGUCCAGUGCUGUUCCACCAAAGGUGAGAAGUGCGCCAUCAACACCUUCUAAAGCAUGCAGUAGCUCUUUUACCAUAGGAAGCAAAUGGUCGUUGUCGAAAUUGGAUAGAAAGACUGCACUGAAGGAGGAGUCAUCGGGAGCUUUGGAAGUCAACUCAAAUGCUAAGGCAUGCAUAUUCGGACCUUGA
This is a messenger RNA of Necator americanus (New World hookworm), 1728 nucleotides long. RefSeq lists its product as uncharacterized. The record is from RefSeq and is a predicted model, not a curated record. Gene Ontology annotation, biological process: negative regulation of gene expression, epigenetic; peptidyl-threonine dephosphorylation. NCBI's taxonomy places the organism in Eukaryota, Metazoa, Nematoda, Chromadorea, Rhabditida, Ancylostomatidae. The coding region runs from base 1 to 1728 and encodes 575 amino acids. Gene Ontology annotation, molecular function: mitogen-activated protein kinase binding; protein serine/threonine phosphatase activity. The transcript is spliced from 16 exons.